AUGAUCGCCAGCUACCUCCCCAACAGCAGCAUCAAGACCCUUCGUAUGACUUGCAAACCCCUCUGCAACACCGUCAGCCUUCGCCUUGACCGUGCCUUUCUCUCGGCAAACCCACUCAAUAUUGCUGUCUUUCGCGCAAUCGCAGACAGUGAGAGAUUCCGCCAUGGAAUUGAAGAAAUUAUCUGGGAUGAUGCACGCUUCAUCAAAGCCCCGCUGGGCGAGUUCCACAUCGCUGACGAGCGAGAGGAUCUCUGGAUUGAUGAGGAGACUGGAUGCCCUGAGUGGUUUGUCAAUUCCUGUAAAGAAAACAGGAAAGACCUUGAGAUGGGCAACUACCCCGACCAGGGCCGCAUCGAGCAAAUCGCACUUAUAGAGGAGCAAGCUGCUGCCGAGCCGCCCUUGAAGAUCUUCUGGCAAUAUUACCAAAAUCUGCUCCAGCAGCAAGAGGACACAAUUAUCUUUGAUAUGGAUGCUGAGGCCCUGGAGUACGGUCUGCGCCGGUUUCCAGCUCUCAAGAGGGUAACCAUCACGCCUGCAGUGCACGGCUGGCUUUUCACACCCCUGUAUGAGACGCCGAUGAUCCGCGCGUUCCCAAAGGGCUUCAACUACCCAAUUCCCCGCGGCUGGCCGGACAACCCCGAGGGGACGUUCACACCAGAAGCAACGCCGUGGGAGGACGAGGCCACACGGAAAGACUUUCGGGGCUUCGGCAUUGUAACGCGCGCCCUGGCCUCCUAUGCGGACCACCAUGUCUCUGAGCUAAUUAUAACUGCUAACACCCUUCAGACAGGGCUCAACUGCUGCGUCUUCGAAACCCAUAAUGCGCAAUACACUGACUUUGCGGCUAUCCUUCGCAAACCGGGCUUCGCCCGUCUCGACCUCUCCCUUUUAGUCUGCGGCCAGGAACGCACGGGAUGGCCCGCCUAUAGGGAUGGACUUCUCCGUCGCGCUCUCAGUGGAGCCCACGGCCUUGAACAUAUUAGUCUAUCUACAAAUAUUGAGGAGGACCCGGCGUCCGACAGUACCAUUCCUUGGAGCGCGGGCGGUCGUGAUCAACUCGUCCCGCUCCGCACAAUCUUCCCAGUUGAUGAGUGGAAGUCCCUUCGCCAUUUCAGUCUCUCUGGCUUUCAUGUCGAUAAGGAUGACAUCAUCUCCUUCCUCUUCGCACUACCGCCGACCCUCCGCUCCGUGUAUCUGGGGUUCCUCUACUUUGUUGACCACGGUGGCUCCUACCGUGAACUCCUCAUAGACAUGCGUGAUCAACUGGACUGGCGGAAGCGAGACCCUGCAGAUAGACCGGUCGUCUCGCUCGCCAAACCUACCUCUUAUAAUCGGAUCGGGCAUGCGGUCUGGCUUGAUAAUGAGAAAAGACGAAAAAUAAGGAACUAUGCUAGCCCAGCACAUACAUACACAUCCGCCUGCAACCCCGAGGACCUGCACGUUCUGAUCCCUCGAGUCGAUGGCCAGGCGACCAUGGGUACCAAGAAGGUGACAGCAUGCGGGAACAGUCACUGGCUGACUGGCGACUGGCGUUAUCCGGCAUUUCCCAGCCGUCCUGACUACGACUGGGAAGGAAUCGAGAAUGGCGCGCGGGACUCUAUCUCAUGCUACUGGGGCAAUACCUCGGACAGCUGCUCCAACUGGGCAGUAGGAGGCCUGACCAGCCACGAUACCAGAUGGGCCAGGGACACGAAUGGCAGCCCAACGAGGAUAAGAACGAAUUAUCAGACCGAACAUGUCUUUGAAGGCCAGCUCAUUGGCGACUUCUUUGAUUGGUGGCUGGAGCAGGGCAAGAUAAAGAACCAGAGGCCAAUACCUGCCAGCGCAAGCAGCAAGUUCCCUUGUUCGAGUUCAGAAGACUAUUUCCUGAGACCGCGCGCCUACUACCCAUGGACACUUGACGGAAAACAAACUGCAUUUAUCAACGUUCUCCUGUCCGAGCUAGAUGUUUACGGGCAACGAGCCAACAGACCGAGACAAAUACAAGCGCAUGGACAAAGACGCUCAAUUGCAGCCUGUUUAAAGAGGUGGGAAGUAUGGGACAAGUUCUGCUCCACAUAUGAAGCAAUCUACGGCCACUUUGGCUCGUGGGACAACUGGCACAGACAGGCCGGGUACCCUGCCGGCCCGCUCCCCUCAAUGCAAGACGAGUGGAAGGAAUAUAUUCGCGUGGUCCUAGAUUCAUUCGUCCUACGGGCACGGGAUACUUUUGAUUUCAUGCUUCGAGAACGCAAAACUACUCAUCUCCUCGCCACUGAUCCGCCCUUCGACGGUCACUGGUUGUCUAACCGGUUUGUCAUUAGAAUGUUUCUAAGGUUGUCCUUGGGGUGCAACAAUAUGGAUGCUUCCAGGGUAUAAAGACGUGCAUAUAACACAUAUUCGAAGUGUAUAGUCUCAACUUCUAUCACUCAUAGUUGCUGCCUUUCUAACCGUUCACCCCUUCAUCCCUGCUCUGGCACACCACAGGUGCCUGUCCUGCUGUUAUUGCAGAUCUACAGAUCUGCCUUCACAACAUGCCCACGCCAUCCCACUGCCCUGUCUGUGGAUGCCUGUUAGGAAAUGAGACGGUUAGGUCUUGCAUAUUCGUU
Molecule: messenger RNA, 2588 nt
Organism: Aspergillus nidulans FGSC A4
Lineage: Eukaryota; Fungi; Ascomycota; Eurotiomycetes; Eurotiales; Aspergillaceae
Exons: 6
Coding region: 1-2358 (785 amino acids)
Source: RefSeq, a predicted model, not a curated record